AUGAGAGUGCAUACAAAGGAAAAGCCAUUCAGCUGUGAGAUUUGCAGUGAGGCCUUCUCUCAUAAAGGUCAUCUAGUAGAGCACAUGAGAGUGCAUACCAAGGAGAAGCCAUUCAGCUGUGAGAUUUGCAGCAAGGCCUUCUCUCAGAAAAGUACUAUAGUAAAGCACAUGAGAGUACAUACAAAGGAGAAGCCAUUCAGAUGUGAGAUUUGCAGUAAGACCUUCUAUGAGAAAUGUACUCUAGUAGAUCACAUGAGAGUGCAUACAAAGGAAAAGCCUUUCAGAUGUGGGAUUUGCAGCAAGGCCUUCUCUCUGAAAGGUACUCUUGUAAAGCACAUGAGAGUACAUACAAAGGAGAAGUCAUUCAUAUGUGAGAAUUGCAGCAAAACCUUCUAUGAGAAGGGCCAUCUAUCAAGGCACAUGAGAGUACAUACAAAGGAGAAGCCAUUCAGAUGUGAGAUUUGUGGCAAGACCUUCUAUGAGAAAGGCCAUCUAGCAAGACACAUGAGAGUACACACAAAGGAGAAAGAAAAGUAUUCUAGUACAGCACAUAAGAGUACAUACAAAGGAGAAGUCAUUCAGAUGUGA
Penaeus indicus is the source of this 588-nucleotide messenger RNA. RefSeq names its product gastrula zinc finger protein XlCGF49.1-like. The record is from RefSeq and is a predicted model, not a curated record. Bases 1 to 588 code for a protein of 195 amino acids. Gene Ontology annotation, biological process: regulation of transcription by RNA polymerase II. Gene Ontology annotation, molecular function: DNA-binding transcription factor activity, RNA polymerase II-specific. Lineage: Eukaryota; Metazoa; Arthropoda; Malacostraca; Decapoda; Penaeidae. The transcript has 2 exons. Gene Ontology annotation, cellular component: nucleus.